UAUAGAUACAGUUGUUUUGGGAAAAUAUAAAACACGUAAGAUGAAGUAAAAUUAGAGUAUUUAAGCGAAACCUCUCGUGUACGGACGGACACGCUGAACUUUUGAAUGUAGCCCUCCGCGUGACGUCAUCGACGAGAAACGUUGAAAUCAGUUGGCGGAAAUUUUUGAAAACAGCACAAGACGAAGCCAUCUCAGUCAACAUGAGCCGAAGACCAAGCACCAGAUAUUCCGAGAUGCCUAUGCGUGUGACUGAUGGCAGGAUGAGUAUGGUGAAUGCCACACCACAGAGCAAUAAUGUAUUUGGCAAGCUGAACAUCCCAAAGCCUCAAUCUAGCACAUCAGAGAGGAGGACCAGCUUUUUUGGAAAAGGAGCAGGUCCUGGUGGGCAGAGAAGCAGCAUGUUUGGAACUUAUGGAGGUACAGAGAAGAUGAAGGAUCCCCGACCUCUUCAUGACAAAUCCUUUGUUCAGCAGUGUAUCAAGCAGCUUUGUGAGUUCCUUGGAGAUAAUGGAUUCCCAGCUACAAUCACUGUUAAAUCUCUCCAGUCACCUUCCACAAAAGAGUUUGUAAAGAUCUUUGAGUUUAUCUACAGUUUGUUGGACCCUGCCUUUCAGAUGCCCACAGCCAAAAUUGAAGAGGAAAUCCCUAGGAUGUUGAGAGAUUUAGGGUACCCAUUUCCAUUAUCAAAAAGCUCCAUGUACUCCAUUGGGGCUCCACAUACGUGGCCUCAGGCUCUGGGAGCACUCGUUUGGCUCAUUGACACAGUUAAGCGCUUUACCAGUACGAAAGGUCAGGAUGUGCUGUUUGAGGACUUUUCAGAGGGAUACACUGAGCUGGAGGAUGGAAUGGAGUACAAUAAGCUCUUUUUAGAUUACUGCUGUAAGACCUAUAAUGAGUUCAUGCAAGGAGCAGAUACCUUUGAGGAAGAGGAUGCAGUCUACCUCCAUCAUUUGAAAAGACUGUAUAAUGUGGACGAGGGACUUUUGGAGUCACAACAGGAGAAAUACAGAGUUUUGACGUCUGAGGUGGAAAGACUGGAAAAAGAGAGCCAUACUGAUCGGUUGAUGGGACAGAGGACUGAGAAACUGAAAUUGCAGACUGACCUCCAGAAGCUUCGGAACUUCCGUUCUAACUUGGAGUCUUUUAAAGCUGGCAUAGAGAAUAAGGCUACUGCACUGUCUGAGGAGCUGGAGGCAGCAAACCUUCAGCUUGAGAGUCUGAAGAGGGAGCAGGCUAGGCUGCAGCACAUUCUGGAGAAUCAGAAGUUUACACCAGCUGAUAUAGAACGCAUCAACAGAGAAAGGAACGAACUACAGCAAAAUGUGAACUCUCUAAGCCGCAGUCUUGAGGAGGCCCAGCAGCUGGCUUGGAAUGAGGAGAUCACCCUGGCCAAAACCAAGGAGAGGGCUGAGGUAAAGUUGGCGGAGUACCACAAACUGGCGCGCAUGCUAAAGCUUAUUCCCCAGUCUGCUGAGAAUGCCUGUGGCCAUGACUUUGAGAUCAGAACAGCUAUUGACGAGGGUCCAAUCACUGCCACCCAGAUCAGGACUCAGAUUCAGAAUUAUCUUAAAAGAAUGCUGGUGGAUGUAGAGGAGGAGUUCAGCAAAAUGACUAAUGAGAAGUUGAGCCGGGAUGAGUCAGUUGAACAGAUAAAGUCCAAUAUUUCUGAGAAGCGAACUGACAUAAAGCAGCUAAAGGAGCAGAUUCGCAGACUAGAUGAGCAGAUUGAGCGUGAAAUGCAGGAUAUGGCUCAUGAGGAGGAAAAGUGGGCAGCUGAUGUUGAUUCCGCUGAAGAACACAAGAAGCUUCUAGAAAAGAAAGUCAUGGAUGGACAUGAGGAAGCUGAAGAGCAGCUAAAAGCAGCCCAACAACAGUACCAUCUUGUUCUUCAAGAAACCAAAGAGGAAAGCCGGAUGGUGUCUCACAAUCUGACAAAUAUCUUGGCUGCUGCAGUCAAUCACUUGGAUAUAGUUGAGAAACAAUGUAACGACCAAGUUAAAAAAAUGGACAAGCUGACUGAAUUUAUCUGUGAAGACCAAGCCGAUCUGCAGCAGCUGAAGGACAUAGUUGAAAACUUUGUUGCAAGAGCACACAGUUUUUAAUUAUUAAACAAACAACAAAAAAAACUGUAAAUAAUUUUUAAAAUUGUUAAAGGAAAGUUAUGUUGACCUUGGAAAUUAUUUUUUAAUGUUUAAAUUGUUUUAUGUUUUGUCCUCUGUAAAAAAAAUAAACAUGUUCGUCUAAAUAUUA
This is a messenger RNA of Clarias gariepinus (North African catfish), 2250 nucleotides long. It is a transcript of the gene ndc80, whose product is annotated as NDC80 kinetochore complex component. The record is from RefSeq and is a predicted model, not a curated record. Gene Ontology annotation, cellular component: Ndc80 complex. The coding region runs from base 201 to 2102 and encodes 633 amino acids. Lineage: Eukaryota; Metazoa; Chordata; Actinopteri; Siluriformes; Clariidae. The transcript has 17 exons. Gene Ontology annotation, biological process: attachment of mitotic spindle microtubules to kinetochore.